Molecule: messenger RNA, 429 nt
Organism: Schizosaccharomyces cryophilus OY26
Lineage: Eukaryota; Fungi; Ascomycota; Schizosaccharomycetes; Schizosaccharomycetales; Schizosaccharomycetaceae
Exons: 2
Coding region: 1-429 (142 amino acids)
Source: RefSeq, a predicted model, not a curated record
AUGAAGCACUUGUAUCCAAACUUCGAGGAGAGACUCGUCCACGAGAUGACUUGUCUGAAAUUCGUGGAAUCGCAGAGGUCUGAAAAUAUUAUCAACAGAGUCGUCGCGAAAGAUACAAAACCGAUUCCAUUUGUUAAUGGACAGGAACCUCCAAUUGAUCUGCCUGAGCUAACAACUAUCUCCGACGUUGAAAAUUUGAAUCCAACUACUCAAUUGAAAACGUACAUCCAGGGAUAUGGAUGUAGCUACGACGAGAACGAUCCCCAAAAGUCCCUUAAAAGAAAACUCGCGGAUUGUGUUGGUUUUGUUACGUACCAGGAUGUUUUAUACGAGUUUUCAGACAGCAAUGAAAACCUUCAAGACAUAGAAAACCAAAAUAGUACACCAAAUCGAAGGACUGGAAGACUUAGAUCUCGUCAUCAUGGAUAA